Messenger RNA from Diorhabda carinulata, 3157 nucleotides. RefSeq lists its product as uncharacterized. NCBI's taxonomy places the organism in Eukaryota, Metazoa, Arthropoda, Insecta, Coleoptera, Chrysomelidae. The coding region runs from base 66 to 3041 and encodes 991 amino acids. The transcript has 7 exons. The record is from RefSeq and is a predicted model, not a curated record.
GCUACUUCAGCGAUUAAUGUAGUCGGUGAAUUGGUCGACAGAAGUCAAUUCAUCAACUUGCUACGAUGGUUUUCGACGGAAAGUGUUUUUUUAUUUUGUUAUUUCUUUCCGCUUCAGUAAUCUGCAGGCCACAAAAUGUCGAUAAACCUGAUGAAUCUAAAGAGUCGUUUAAACGAGACGAAAAUAAGAAAAUACAAGAAAAAACGUCAGAUAUUUUAGAAAAAAUAGCCGAAGUUAAUAAAAAAUUAGAUAGUAGAUUACAAAAAUCCGAAGUGUCCGUCAAAUCGCAUCCACGAUAUUGGCAAGACGCGGCACGCAGCGAUUUCAAAUUCCCCUUCCCGAAUCCGAUACUAGAACUAUUAGAAAAAGAAAAAGUUUCGCAAAAUUCCUUAAUAAAAACAAAACAAACUUCUACCAUCGAAGGUUACGAGGUCCAUACGACAAAUAACAACGCAGAAAUAACCGAAGAAGAUAAAAUACCAGGACAAGUCGUAAAACGAAAAAUCAUCCAUCAACAAACAAUUUUCGUACCCAACUACGGCAUACAAAACCCCACCCCCUACCAAUAUCCGGUUCAAUCCCCCGUUGGCACUGGGGACGAAAAAUAUUUGGAAAAACAAACGAUUUCCAACAUCAAAAAUAUAAUCGGCAAUUCCCAAACUUACCCUUACUACCCCCCGGAAACGAACCAACGAAUUUACAGCCCCGGCGAUUACGGUUUAUUCGAAACAGGUAGACAAAACUGGAAUUGGCCGGGAGCCCCCUUUUUCCCCGUUUAUAUAAGAGAUCCCUUCCUCCAAAUGUACAACGCGAUCACUACGAUGAUAGAAUACGGUCCGAACGCCGGUAAUCAGAAUCCCUGCAAAUCAUCGAACGCCAAAUCCGAAACUAGAGAAGCGAAAACUUCGACGGACGAUACGAAAAUAACAGUGAAACUCGAUACGUCCCCUCAAAUAUCGAUAAACGGCGAUAAUUACAACAACACUUACUUGGAUAUCGAAAAUAUCGAUGUCGGAGCCAGCGGCGAUAGCAGUUUGAAGUUUACGUUGAAUUUGCGUCAAGAAGAAAGGGACGUCAAGGCGGACGAUGACGUGGGUACCGGCAGAAAGGCUUGGGAUAAAAUAAAAUCCGACGGAAAAUCGAAUACUUUGAUAUUGAACGGUAAUUCGUCUAACGCUAGAUACAGCAGUAAAUUCCCGUCGAAUUUUCAACAAGAUUCCAAACCGUUGACGGUUAUAAGGAACCCGUUACCUAAAUCCACCACGUCACCUCCCACCCACGAAAGCGACGAACUAGUCGACGAAAGCGAAGAGGAUAAAAGCGAAGAAAUAAUAUCGAACGAUAAUAAUAAAAAGUUGUUUAGUAGGGAUAAUACCGGUAGCGGUGUUUUUAUACAUAAACUCAAAGUGAGGAAAGGGGGGGUGGCUAUAGCGGGACCUGGCGGUAUCGCGACGGCCGGAAGUGGUGGAACCGCCAUCGUUGGACCGGGUGGUGUAGCUUAUACUCAACCGGAUAGUCUCGCUAUCGCGGGAUCCGGAACUAAAGUCAUUGCGGUUGAUCCUAAAGUUAAUUUGGGGGAUUUGGUUAAUAAUUCCACUAAUAAAACCGGUUUUCCAAACUCCAGGAUCGGGAAAGUCGUAGCUGUAGGACCUGUAGUUUAUUAUAACAAAGUACAACUACUUCUCCCAAGAUGGUUACCUCAUCCAAUUGGAUUUAAUCAGAUAUAUCCUCCAAACGACAUCCUCCACCCAUUUCCAAACGAUAUAAAGGAUAAAAUAUCGAAACAAACAAAUAACACCCAAUCGCUAAAACAAAUUAAAUCAAAUAUACAAAAACCUCCGUCUUUAGCGCCUUAUAGAUUCCAUCCGCUUUUAAAUUACGUCAAAACCGGAAAUACCAUUCGAACUGAUAGAAUCGUACGUCUUCGUGAUAUCGAUAAAAUGAACGAUGACGUCACCACUUUAAUUUUGAAACCAGUAGCGAGAUCAGUAGCGGGAGUUGGGGGUAGGGCAAUGGCCACACCUGUCUCCAAAGCUAUAUUACGUAAAGGACUUAACGUGGAUAUACUAUUUGAACCAGACGCUAUUGCUAUAGCUGGGCCGGGUGGUGUCGCGCAUGCUCAAAGUGAUUUAGAAAUUAUAUUAAACUCUGAUAUUCAAAAGAAUAAGAUAACCAUACUUCCUUUUUAUGGAGGUGGAAAAGGACAGUCACUACAAAUAAUCGAAAAACCCGAUGGUUCGGUACAAACGACGAUAAUAAAAACCCCCGAAAUCAAAAACGAAGAAAAUGAAGAUUUAGAAAACGCAAUUAAUCCAACUGAUCUCGAAAACCCUCCGCUUCCUACAAAAUCCGAUUUGGAAGAAUUCAGCGAGAACAUAAAAAAAAUUCAAAAUUUAGCCGAAAAAGUGAUAACGUUGCAAGAGAUACUGAAACAUCCGGGAAAAGCGAAACCAUCAGAUGAAAUCGCUUAUAAGGAAACCAUGGAAGCUCUAAACGAAUCAGCUUCGAAAUUGGCCGAUAUACAAGAGAAAACGAAUCCCGCUAACCUAGAAAAUAGAGAAGGUAUAAGCGCCUGGUUCGAAAAUAAGAAGAAUACCCACAACAAACCUAAAUCUAAAAAAAAAGAAGAAGAACAAAAAAGGAAAGAAGAAGAAAAGAAACGGAAAACGGAAGAAGAUAAAAGAAAACAAGAGAAAAUCGAAUUAGAAAAAAUUAAACAAGAUGGCGAUGGGGAUACCGUAGAUAUCGGCCUACCACCAGAUGACGCUUCUGUUGCUGAAGCUAAACCGGUUGGAUUAGCAGUUGCAGGUGAAGGAGGAGUAGCGGCUAGUAAACCUAUAGCUACGGCCGUAGUAGGUCCUGGAGGUCUAGCUAUAGCUCGACCCAUAGGCACCGCUAUAGCUGGUGUAGAUCCUUCACAAGCUCUAAUACCUUUAUACGGUGAAAAUUCCAUAAUGGGAUCUAAACCCCCUAAGUCCGGACGUCCAGAAACGGCCAACGAAUAUCUAAAUAGAUUAAUUUCCAAAUUUCAUCAAACUUAAUUUGAUUGGUGGCGAUUUUCGUCGAAUUUUUGCUUAAACGUUCGCCAUAUUUAAUAAUAUUUAUUGUUAAUUUAUUUUUGUAUAAUUUAUGUUGAAUAAAAUUUUUCGCUUUUCUA